Molecule: messenger RNA, 2033 nt
Organism: Bursaphelenchus xylophilus (pine wood nematode)
Lineage: Eukaryota; Metazoa; Nematoda; Chromadorea; Rhabditida; Aphelenchoididae
Source: the annotation of a GenBank genome assembly
AUGGUUGAAAAGGUGAGUUUCUGGACUUUUUUUUAGUUUGGCAUGGGGAUUUUGCAAAAUGAUUUGAUCAGUCUGUCGGGGAAAUAAUGCGCUAUGUCGCAAAAUCGCAUCGCCGGCGAGAAGAAAAUGAAUUGUGUUGCGGCAAAAUUGCGAUUGGCGCAGAAACAUUGGGCUCAUAAUUUUCCCGACAGACUGAUACCACUAACUAAAAAUUUUGUUGGAAAUUUUGAUUAGCCCUCUGAAAUUUUCUCAAUGGCUUCUGUUCCCGAAAUAAUCCCAAUUUUCGCGAUUUUUUGUUGGAAUUUUUGAGAAAUCAGCAAAAAAUCUCGAUUUCCAAUUAUGUUUUUUUUCAAAAGUCAUCGGGAAGUUUGAAAAAAUAGCCUAAAAGUUUUUGUUGGUCCUUGAGUUUUGGGUCUUUUGGGUCAUUUUUGGGUCUUUUCGGCCAAAAAUUUGAAUUUUUGUAUCAAAAAUUUCCAAAAUUUUGCAAAAAUUUUUUUUUUGACUAAUUUUUAGUGUCCUCGAAAUAAAAAAAAAUUCUUGAAAGAUUUUUUCCUACCCCCAAUAUUUCGAAAAGACCCAAAUUUUUCAUUUUUGGUACGUAAAAAUUUCAAAAACUGCCAAAAAUUUUUUGACUUUUUCGAAAAAAAAUCUGUCGAAAAGUUAUUUUUUCCCUCAAAAAAUCUUAUUUUUCUCUCAACUUUUCCAAUUUUUCACCCCCCAUUUUUCAGGUUGACCCGGUCCUGUUCCUGCAGUCGUUGUUUGCCUCCAGUUUCAUCGCACUGUGCAUGACGGCGACAUUUCUUUGGGCGAUGGUGGAAUGUGGCAAAAAGCCGCCUCCGCCACCAGAGGAGGGCCAGCCCAAGGUUGCGGGCGGCUACGUCAGCAAAUCGUGCAAUAAACAGACCGGCCUACUCAACGAGGACCAGGAACUCAACAGCGAAAGACUCAAGUAGGCUUUGAGGGAGUUUUGGAAGAGUUUUUUUGGGAGAUUGGAUAUUAGAAUUGACAAAAAGCGAGAAAAUGGUAAAAGUUCCUUAUUUUGGCCACAACUUAUAACUUUGCGGAAACUGGUCGGAAUUAGCCCAAAUUUAGCGUGCACGCUCAAUGCAUCGUUGUCAAUGCCGGGACAGUGGAUUUAGUUAGCGAGGUACCUUCUUUUUUCAGUACCACCUUACCCUUCAAAAACGGCUGCAGCCUGUGAUUUUACACUUUAUACGAUGAAACAUGUCCGGAACUAAACUUAUUGCCUCCGUAUGGAACUAAAUGAGUCGUCACAGCCUUCGUAGGUACCCUUAAAACUAUAGAGCUUUUAUAGUAAUAGCUCUAUAGUUUUUUACGGCCAAAAAAGUGUUUUUCGCUGUGAGCGAAAUGUUGUUGCGCCGAUCGCGUUGCUGCAAUGAAAAGCAAUUUGAUUUUGCCGCGACACAUUUCAUUUUCUCGGCGGCGAUACGAUUUUCAAUGCGACAGAGUGCUCAUUAUUUUCCCGACAGACUGAUGUUAGUAUUUUCAUAAAGUGCAUGGACAUUUUUCGCGGCCCGCACCGUGCACAAAAAAUCAAAAUGCACUGCGCAAAGGCGAAAAAAUGUCCAAGCACUUUAUGAAAAUACUAAUAUCAGUCUGUCGGGAAAAUAAUGAGCACUCUGUCGCAUUGACAAUCACAUCGCUGCCGAGAAAAUGAAUUGUGUCGCGGCAAGAUCAAGUUGCUUUUCACUUCAGCGACGCAAUCGCUGCAGGGACAUUGUGCUCAUUAUUUUCCCGACAGACUGAUAUAUAAUCAAUUAUCUUCUUUUUUUUGAGGAAGUAAAGGAAAAGGCCGAGAAAUUUUUGGCCAAUAUCCCUAUUCAGUAAAAUAACUAGGAAUUUAAUCAAAAUUUUUCACCCAUGGUCUGUUUAGAAGACACGACGAGUAUCAUGAAAGUCGCAUUUGAGCACUUCCCAUCUGUUUAUUGAUUUUCAGAGCAGCCGCAGCUCAGGAUCAGGUCGCCAACCAGCCGAAACCAGCGGAGGCUCAGCCAAAGCCCGCCAAUCCAUGA